This is a messenger RNA of Argentina anserina (silverweed cinquefoil), 2995 nucleotides long. Its product is annotated as transcriptional corepressor LEUNIG-like. Bases 114 to 2759 code for a protein of 881 amino acids. Gene Ontology annotation, cellular component: nucleus. The record is from RefSeq and is a predicted model, not a curated record. Gene Ontology annotation, molecular function: protein binding. The transcript is spliced from 18 exons. NCBI's taxonomy places the organism in Eukaryota, Viridiplantae, Streptophyta, Magnoliopsida, Rosales, Rosaceae.
CUGAGAAGCAGUAGUAAGAGAAAAACAAAACUCAGAGAAAGCAAAAAGAUACAAACUUGAAAAGCAUUUAUAAGAAAAGUUAUCAUCUUUGUGAAGAACGCAUAUCACCCAUCAUGGCUUCUCAGGCCAAUUGGGAAGCUGAUAAAAUGUUGGAUGUUUAUAUAUAUGAUUACCUUCUGAAGAGAAAUUUACAUACUUCUGCAAAGGCAUUUCAAGCGGAAGGAAAAGUUUCUACAGAUCCUGUAGCUAUUGAUGCACCCGGUGGCUUUCUUUUUGAAUGGUGGUCUGUCUUUUGGGAUAUAUUUAUCGCUAGGACAAAUGAAAAACACUCUGAAUCAGCUGCAUCUUAUAUUGAGACUCAAGUAAACAAGGCUCGGGAGCUGCAACAGAACCCUCAGCAGCAUCCACAAAUGCAAAUGCAGCAUCUUUUGCAAAGGCAUGCUGCUCAGCAGCAGCAGCAACAACAGCAACAACAACAGCAGCAACAACAGCAACAACAGCAACAACAACAAAAACAACAACAACAACAACAACAACAACAGCAACAUCAACAGCAACAUCAACAGCACCAGCAACAACAACACCAGCAACAACAGCAGCCGCAACAGCAAAGACGAGAUGGGACCCCACUUCUUAAUGGAACUUCCAAUGGGCUUGUUGGAAUGGAUCCUCUUUUGAGGCAGAACUCUGCAACUGCAAAUGCCAUGACAACAAAAAUGUAUGAGGACAGAUUGAAGCCUCCCAGGGGGGAUGCUUUGGAUGAUGCGGCUUUAAAGCAAAGGAUGGGUGACAAUAUGAGUCAGCUUAUGGAUUCAAAUCGUGCAUCAUUGGUGAAAGUAGCCACGGCAGGUGGCCAGUCUCCUGGUCAAAUGCUGCAUGGUACACCUGGAGGUGUGUUGGGGAGUCUCCAACAAGCUCACAGUCGGAGUCAGCAACUUCCUGGAUUGAUGCAGGACAUAAAGACUGAGAUGAUGAACCCAAGAGCUGCUGGGCCAGAUGGAUCAUUGAUGGGUCUCCAUGGAUCAAAUGAAGGCAGUAGCAAUUUGACUCUGAAAGGCUGGCCUUUAACGGUUCGGCCUGGAAUUCUCCAGCAGCAAAAUUCCAUGAUGCACUCAUCUCAGCCCUUUAAUCAAUAUCAGAUCCAGCAGCAACUUCUACUUCAGGCACAGCAAAAUUUAGCCUCCCCAUCGGCCAGUGACCUGGAGACUAGAAGACUGCCCAUGCUUCUCAAUAGAAAUAUAUCUAACGUUGAUGUUUCUAACACUGGAUCGCCUGUUCAAGUUGGUUGUCCUGUAUUGCCUGGUGCAGAUGCUGAUAUGCUUAUGAAGUUACAGCAACAGCAGCUGCAAAACAACAAUCAACACCAGCAACAACAACAAUAUUCACAGCAUCCGUUUCCAAGUCAACACCCUCAGAGUUCAAACCAACACCUUCAACAGCAAGACAAGAUCAUUGGUGCUGGUAGCAUUACAGGUGGUGGAAGCAUGUCCAACUCCUUUCAAGGCAGUGAUCAGGCUCCAAAGAAUCAAAUGGGGCGAAAGAGGAAGCAGCCAGUGUCAUCUUCAGGUCCUGCCAAUAGUUCAGGGACUGCUAAUACCACUGGACCAUCCCCCAGUUCACCUUCAACGCCUUCCACUCACACAGCAGGAGAUGCGAUCUCGAUGCCAACUUUGCCCCAUAAUGGCGGUUCCUCAAAGUCUCUACUUAUGUUUGCUUCUGAUGGUCUAGGCUCAGUUGCCCCAGUACCAAAUAAAUUGAAUGAUAUGGACCGUUUUGUGGAUGAUGGAUCUUUAGAGGAUAAUGUUGAAGAAUUCUUGACACAUGAUGAUGCUGACCCUCGGGAUAGAGUUGCUCGGUGUUCAGAUGUCAGCAAAGGUUUCACUUUUUCGGAAGUUGGGGUUAUUUCUGCAAGUGCAAGUAAGGUCGAGUGCUGUCACUUCUCAGCAGAUGGGAAAACACUUGCCACUGGUGGGCACGAUCGAAAGGCUGUAUUGUGGUGUACAGAAUCCUUCAAUGUGAAGUCUACUCUGGAAGAGCAUACUCAAUGGAUAACAGAUAUUAGAUUCAGUCCUAGUAUGUCAAGGCUGGCUACAUCCUCCGCUGACAAGACUGUCAGGGUUUGGGAUGUUGAUAAUCCUGGCUAUUCACUUCGUACUUUUGUGGGACAUUCUACAACUGUUAUGUCACUUGACUUCCACCCUACUAAAGAGGAUCUUCUGUGCUCUUGUGAUAACAAUAGUGAGAUAAGAUACUGGAGUAUCAAGAAUGGCAGUUGUGCUGGAGUUUUCAAGGGUGGAGCAACUCAGGUGAGGUUUCAACCUCGUCUUGGAAGGAUUCUCGCUGCCGCUGGUGAUAGUGUUGUCUCCAUACUCGAUGUAGAGACACAAGUCUGCAUGCUUAAAUUGCAGGGUCAUAAGAACCUUGUCAAUUCUGUAUGCUGGGAUUCAACAGGAGAGUAUUUAGCUUCUGUUAGUGAUGAAUUGGUUCGAGUGUGGUCAGUUGGCUCCGGUAGUAAAGCUGAUUUCCUUUAUGAGUUAAACUCUUCUGGCAACAACUUCCGGACAUGCGUGUUCCAUCCCACUUACCCAUAUUUGUUGGUAAUUGGCUGUUAUGAGACAUUGGAACUUUGGAACAUGACUGACAAGAAGACAAUGACGCUGCAUGCACAUGACAAGCUAGUGUCUUCCUUGGCAGCAUCAAGUUCAGCUGGCAUGGUAGCUUCAGCAAGCCAUGAUAAGUGUGUGAAGCUAUGGAAGUGAAUUAGUCUUUUACCAUCGGCAUCACACAUCCUGAUCUCGUCGGCAAUGGCACCUCUAGUUGUCUAUGUCGGAUCGUUAUGUCGUAGUAAGUACAUGAGACGGUUUUUAGAUCUUAGCAGUCCCGGUUUAACCCAUAGGAGAGUUUCCUGCGAUGUCAGAAACAAGGCUUACAAUACAAACGAUCAUCUUCUAAACAACCUCAAUUAAUAUGAUAUCCAUCUAUGGCUUAUGCUGCU